AUGGGAAUGUCUACAAGUGUCAAAGUGAUUGUCUCUAUACUUCUUGCGGUGUUCUUGGCUCUUGCAGCAACCAGCACUGAGGCAAGAUUCAUAAAUUAUCGCGAUCUUAGUAGGGGAGAUCACGCUUUGGCUUGCAAUAAAGCGAAACCUGGUACCUGCAAGAAGCAAGAAGUCAAUCCUUACCACAGAGGAUGCGAGUCGGCCGAACGUUGCCGUGAAUCCAGAUGA
Eruca vesicaria subsp. sativa (arugula) is the source of this 228-nucleotide messenger RNA. The record is from the annotation of a GenBank genome assembly. NCBI's taxonomy places the organism in Eukaryota, Viridiplantae, Streptophyta, Magnoliopsida, Brassicales, Brassicaceae.